This is a messenger RNA of Amoebophrya sp. A25, 1504 nucleotides long. Lineage: Eukaryota; Dinophyceae; Syndiniales; Amoebophryaceae. The record is from the annotation of a GenBank genome assembly.
GAUGCCGGAGACGGAGCAGCUUCGGGUAGGAGUGGUGGAGCGUCGUCAGCACCGCUCGUGCUUCCGCUGCGGCGGCACAGCGCUGGGAGUGCCUCGUUGCCAGCCUUUCCCGGUGGGAUUCGCGCGCCAUACGUCUACGGUCACGAUGCGCACCACCUCGCUGAGGAGCAAGAAACCGGAGCGACCACUAAUGCGACGGAGCAACACUCAAGUUUCGGAAAACCGGUCCCCACGCUUCAAGAUGUCUACCAGAACACGGGUCUUUUUGACGAUUCACACCCGGAAUCGCAGGACCGUCAGCGUGUGCACCAGGAUUUUCAUGGCGAGCAAAUUCUUGGAGGGCGCGCAACAGGGGCGAUGAGCCUCGCCAUCAACUACAUCAACAAGAACAAUGCGCCCGGUGCUGCAGGAGCAGCUGGUGCGCCGGGAGGACGAAGUAGUAGGGGUCGCAAAAGCCUCUCCAACGAGCAUCAGCGUGCUGAGCGACUUCGGGUUCCCGUGCAGAUGCCCCGUUCGGCGGAAUAUAUCACCGAGAUCGACGCAAAGGAAGUUCUGUUGUGGCGGGUUCCGUGUCACAACGCUUGCGUCGCUUCGGUACGCUUGCGGGAGCAUCCUUUAGCCAUGGCGCAGAUUGUGAACGAGGAGCAACAUUGUGGUGCCGCGCUGCCGCUGGAGGUGCAGCGUGAUCUGCAACGCGUCUUGCCACCCGGAAAUCGGCCAGCCACUAGACUGGCGUCCGGCGUCAAGUUCGAUCAGGCUGCCAAAACAGGCGCAGGUGCUGAGAGCAACACACUCGAGCUGAUUCUCCAAGGUGUGUAUUUGAACGUCGGCUUGCAGACAAUCUCCGCUUGCGGCUCCGACUUCGCAGUGCGGCAGUUUCUUGACUACAUCGCGCAAGUGAAAAGUUGCGAGGAUUCGGUGCUGCUACCCAAGCGCAACAGCGUUUUUAUCAGCUUUCUCUCGCGUGUCAUAGCCGCAUCUUCAUCUAGUGCAGGUGUGGACACUUCUGGUGGUCCUGAUCCAAGCGUCGGCGCAGAGCAACCUCCAAGAGGUACACCGGCGGCGCCACCGAAGGAUCGGCGGCCUCAGUUACACUUCGUAUGGGAGCGGUUGAAGCAAGAGCAUAUUAUCGGGAUAGAGGAUAUCGGGGUAUGGAUGAGCAAGGUGCACAUUUUCGCUCGUGACUGGGGCUUACGGCACAAAGCGAAACAGUUUUUGCGGUCGGCAGAGUUCGCGCAAAUUCUCGAGAGCGCCUGCGUCGCGCAGCAGGAACGGGCGCGCACUCACGGCCAGUGGCUCAUCAGCAGUGAAAACGGCUCGCCGCAGUGGCUGCAGCCGGGUCUUCCAAGGGAAGCGUACAUGUUGGGAGGGGGCGGCGCAAGUGCAGCCGCAGCGAACGUGGCGCCAGCUCCACUGAGUAUCGAACAUCAACAAGGAGUUAGUCAUCCACCUCCUCAUCGCGUUGUUGUUCUUUCGCGCCCUGGUUGUGCUGCCCUGUCGACGG